UUAUUUUGUACAUAGUUUCAUUACUUAAAUCAGAAUUUUCAGACUGUGUAUAUAGGUAGUGAUAACAAAUAUUCAAAUAAAGAUAGUUAUUUUUUUAAUGUUGGCGAUACGUACUCGGUGAACAACCUGUUGCAUAGGGCUGGGCAUGGCGGUAUAGUGAACAAAACUUACAAACAAGCUGUCAGAUGCGCUCGUGUGCAUUUUUAGCUGCGUGUUGUCGUUGUGUUAUGUGCGGCCUUAACGUAAAAGAAAUAUGAACGGAGUACAUAGGACGCCCCGCGAUGUGUUCCAGGAUACGGGCGUCGUGGUGCAGGAGGUGGACGAAGGUCAGCCAUGUUUGGACUGCAAGGAUGCGUGCCCCGGCUUCACGGCUCACACAUGGCGGAAGACGUGCAACAGCUGCAAGUGCCCGCGCGACUCGCACGACGUGUACCACGAGGAGUGGGUCAAUGUGCGCGACCGCCUGGGCUUCCGUCAGCCGGCCGACCCUCGCCGCCGCUCGUCGCGCGAGAGGAGCAUGAGCGAGGGCCUGUCGUGGUUCCCGCCGGGACUGUCGUCGCAGCAGAUUGAAGAGUACUUCAGUCACAUGCCGCCAUCCAAGGUGCCUUCUUUGGGGUCCCCGGGCGAGAAGUACAGGGACAAGCAGCUGAUGCACCAGCUUCCCAAGCAGGACCUGGCGCUGGCGUACUGCAAACACGUCGACGUGCAGCAUCACCCCAGCUACGAGGACUUCAUCAAUGCCAGGAACGAGAUUGCCCUUGAUAUUGGUUAUGUCACAGUCAACCAGCUGCAUAAUGUUAAAUGCCCACAGUGUCAGAAACCUGUUAUGGCUGGCCAAGUUGGCGUGGUGGCACCGAAGUUUGGUGAGCAAAUAAUGUGGCAUCCAGCAUGCUUUGUGUGCACAAAGUGCUCGGAGCUCCUUGUGGACCUCACGUACUGUGUGCAUGAUGACCUCCUCUAUUGUGAGCGACACUACGCAGAGCAACUGAAGCCGCGCUGUGCUUCUUGUGACGAGUUGAUUUUCAGCGGGGAGUACACGAAGGCGAUGUCCAAGGACUGGCACUCGGGCCACUUCUGCUGCUGGCAGUGCGACGAGUCGCUGACGGGCCAGCGCUACGUGCUGCGCGACGACCACCCGUACUGCAUCAAGUGCUACGAGUCGGUGUUCGCCAACGUCUGCGAGGAGUGCAACAAGACCAUCGGCAUCGACUCCAAAGACUUGUCAUACAAGGACAAGCAUUGGCACGAGGCAUGUUUCCUCUGUAACAAGUGCCGUGUUUCACUUGUUGACAAACAAUUUGGCUCGAAAGCUGACAAGAUCUAUUGCGGCAAUUGUUACGAUGCUCAGUUUGCUUCUCGCUGUGACGGUUGUGGCGAAAUAUUCAGAGCAGGAACGAAGAAGAUGGAAUACAAAACUCGCCAAUGGCACGAGAAAUGUUUUUGCUGUUGUGUGUGCAAAUCGGCAAUAGGUACGAAGAGCUUUAUUCCGCGUGAGCAAGAGAUCUACUGUGCUACUUGCUAUGAAGAAAAGUUUGCUACUCGUUGUGUAAAGUGCAAAAAGAUAAUUACAAGUGGGGGGGUGACCUACAAAAAUGAACCGUGGCAUCGUGAAUGUUUCACGUGUACCAACUGCAAUACAUCACUUGCUGGACAACGCUUCACCUCUCGUGAUGAGAAGCCAUAUUGCGCUGAAUGUUUCGGAGAGCUUUUUGCCAAGAGAUGCACAGCAUGCAGCAAGCCCAUUACAGGCAUUGGUGGCACACGUUUCAUCUCUUUUGAGGAUCGCCACUGGCACAAUGAUUGCUUUAUUUGCGCUCAAUGCAAGACGUCGCUCGUUGGUCGAGGAUUUAUUACAGAUGCAGAUGAUAUCAUCUGCCCAGAAUGUGCAAAGCAGAAACUGAUGUAAAAACAUAUAAACAAAACCUUUAUGUUUGUAGUUAAAUGAUUAUGACCAGCUGUUAGAAAUAUUUCUAAGUCAUAACAAAACUAUAGAUCCUACAAACACAUGUGCUUUAUUACAUUAUUAGAAACAUAGAACAUAUUCAGCUAUUUAAAAGAAUUUUAUAUAUAUGGACAGUGUUUUUGAUGAGCUUAAUGAGGGGAGUAAAUUGUAAAUUAAUACAAUAUUUUUUUUAAAUAAAUUGUUAUGGCAUAUUUUUGUUAAAGUAUGAAAUUUACUUUAGUUUAAUAAUGUGAACUUCUUCCCCUCUAACCGUCCAGUUAUCUGCCUUUGUCUCAUUCACCUGAGAAGUUACACUACUAAAUUAUUUAACUACUACAUAAACAGCACAAUUCAUUGCAGUCAUUUUCAAUCUUCCAUGUCAUUUUUAAUUUAGCAUAUGUGCAAUUCUGCUAAUUUUGUAGAUCAUGUGGCAUUCAUCAUUUUGAAAUCUUUUAUUAAGGUUUUUUUAACUUGCUUCUAUUUAUGUUUGUAAGCCAAGCCUUAAGGAAGUAAGAUACUCUACUUUAUUUAUCUGUAGUAGUUUUAAUAUUGAUUUUUAAUAGCUAGGUCCCUAAAGUGUUCUGUAUUUUCUGCUGGAUGAUGUAGAUAUUUACUACUAAGGCAAAACCUAUGAAUGUUAUUUGCUGCACGAGUUAAUAACAUUAGUGUAUUCUAUGGAUAGGGUUUCUAGAUAUUCUUAUUGCAUCUGAGGAAGAUACUUAAAAAUCUCACUGAAAUUGGAAAUGAUUUAAGUUGGCACCUACUUUAAACUGCUGAGUUUAUGCUUUAGAUAUGAGUGUACAGAAUAGCAACCCAUUUAGGUCAACAGUAACAAUAUUAUGCAGUAACAUAUUGGAUUUUAAUAAUUUUGGUUUAUUGGUUGGGUUCCAUAAUUCCUUCUUUAAAUAAAUUUGAUACCUGCAGUGUUUGAAUACUUGAGUGUGUUGAAAUGUUAGAAGCAAGUUGAUUUAUAAAAGUUUUGUACAUAAUAUACUUUAAGCUAUAGAUAUUCUGUUUUACAGUUUGAAUUUUAUCAUUUGUAAAAUUCAUUCCAUUUUUCAAGGUACACACACACAUGCUCAUUCACACUGUCUCAAUUCAUACACACAAAUACACACAUAGAUAUGCAUAGGUACUCACAUACUUAAAUACAUACACAUGUGUAGAUAUCUGAAUACAUGUACAUACACACACAUAUACAAAUGCACACACACACAUUUAUACAAAUGCACACACACAUUUAUACAAAUGCACACACACAUUUAUACAAAUGCACACACACAUUUAUACAAAUGCACACACACACACAUUUAUACAAAUGCACACACACACACAUUUAUACAAAUGCACACACACAUUUAUACAAAUGCACACACACAUUUAUACAAAUGCACACACACAUUUAUACAAAUGAACACACACACACACAUUUAUACAAAUGAACACACACACACAUUUAUACAAAUGAACACACACACACACAUUUAUACAAAUGAACACACACACACACAUUUAUACAAAUGAACACACACACACACAUUUAUACAAAUGAACACACACACAUACAUUUAUACAAAUGAACACACACACACACAUUUAUACAAAUGAACACACACACACAUUUAUACAAAUGAACACACACACACAUUUAUACAAAUGAACACACACACACAUUUAUACAAAUGAACACACACACACAUUUAUACAAAUGAACACACACACACAUUUAUACAAAUGAACACACACACACAUUUAUACAAAUGAACACACACACACAUUUAUACAAAUGAACACACACACACAUUUAUACAAAUGAACACACACACACAUUUAUACAAAUGAACACACACACACAUUUAUACAAAUGAACACACACACACAUUUAUACAAAUGAACACACACACAUUUAUACAAAUGAACACACACACAUUUAUACAAAUGAACACACACACAUUUAUACAAAUGCACGCACACACACACAAAUGUACGCACACACACAAAUGCAGGUUUAUUUUGCUGCUUAUUCUCACUCUGGUUUCUUUGUUCACAAUAUUUCAGAUCAUACUAUUUAAUAUCACCACAGAAGUACCUUUUUAAAUACUCAGUUAUAACUUCUGUUAAUUUUAAAAGGGAACUUAGGUCUUUAUUAUCAGCCAAAUACCAACAUUAUUUUAAUUCUAUCUCCUUUUAUGAAUCAAUUUGUUUGGCACAAAAAUUAUAUGAUCAAAAGUAUAUGUGUCAGUUUAUCAAAGAUAGUUUCCUUAAGAAGGGAGACAUAAUACAUGGUCAAAAAGCACCUAAAAUGUGAAUUAAUAAAAUAUAGUAACCCUGUCUAUAGAUGGAGUUUGUAUUUGUUGUAUAACGUCUUUAAAUAGACAUUAAUAUCUGUUUUAAAUGUGAUUUUGCAUAAACUUCAAGCUUAAAUGCUGGAUGUUGGUUCAUUACUUUUAAGUGUGUAUCUUUUGUGUCUUCAUGUAUGUUAAAUUAAAGUCGGUGCAGUAAUCAUUGCUAACACAUUUUGUCUAAUAUAGUUUUCACACAAGAUUUAUUUUGCAUGGUGGAAAAGUUUUGAUAGCUCAUUUACUAUUUUGAUGCCUUAAUUUCUAGAUUAACAUGAUGGAUUUACCAUAGAUACUGCUGCUGUUAAUGUGAAAUGUGUGAUGUCAUUUGUUUAAUAAGUAUUAUGUAGCUAUUAUAGUUGUUUAUACCAUAUGUAUUGUGUAUUGACUCCAAGAAGCUUGGAUUUAAUGUUCAUUAGAAACAAUAAAUAGUUUUCAAAAUAAAUAUUUUUUUUAUUUUUUUGGAACUGUGUUACUGUUUUGAUGAAGCUAAGCUUCUUUACUUAAAAUUACUAUGUUGACUGGCUUUUACAUUAUACUUUGUAAAGCUCACAACACAUUGGCUUUGAAAUACCCUAACUCGUAACAGCAUUGUUUAGUUGGCAUAACUUCAGUAUGAAAUGUUCCAUUGGAUCUUUAUUUUAAGCAUUAUAAGUAAUAUUUUAUUCAAUGUUAUAAAAAAAAGUGAUUUUUGUAAAGAAAGAAAUUACCUGAUACAGUUAUGGAAGUGUGUUUAAUUCUGUCAUUUAUAUGGCAUCGAUUGUGCUCUUUACAUUAAAAAAAAAAAUAUUUUCUUGAAAUAAAAGAAAAAAAUCACUUAAA
This is a messenger RNA of Bacillus rossius redtenbacheri, 5103 nucleotides long. It is a transcript of the gene Lmpt, whose product is annotated as four and a half LIM domains protein 3. The record is from RefSeq and is a predicted model, not a curated record. The transcript has 10 exons. Lineage: Eukaryota; Metazoa; Arthropoda; Insecta; Phasmatodea; Bacillidae. Bases 254 to 1906 code for a protein of 550 amino acids. Gene Ontology annotation, molecular function: zinc ion binding.